Molecule: messenger RNA, 1167 nt
Organism: Cheilinus undulatus (humphead wrasse)
Lineage: Eukaryota; Metazoa; Chordata; Actinopteri; Labriformes; Labridae
Product: transmembrane protein 236-like
Exons: 4
Coding region: 1-1167 (388 amino acids)
Source: RefSeq, a predicted model, not a curated record
AUGGGUACGGGGAGGACGCUGAAGUUCGCCCUGUGCGAGGUGCUGCAGUUUGCAGGCCUGUGCGUACCACUCUUCAUAGUCAUGCAGAGGUUUGCAGUCAUCGUAGCAAAGGUCAAAACUUCGACGCAGCCCCCUGGGGACAGCAGCACAGCCUACUGGUUAAUUGUGGCCUCCUCCAUUGCGUAUGUCACCUCCACUGCUCUGCUGAUAUGGGUACCCCUGAAGUACAUGGUCUUCAUGAAGAAAAAGUUCCUCAUUGGAAGGAAGAAAUGGAGGCCUGUAGCCCUUGUGUAUGUGAUCCUGUCCACAUUACCCUGCUUUGCCUUUCUCAUCGCCAGCUCUGAGGUUCAGAUAAACAACAACUUGAAAAUUGAUACCUUCCAGGAGCUGCCUGUUUCUCUCGUCCUCUUCUCUCUCAUCUGUAUUGAUGUUGUGGAGAGGAUACGUCACUGCAGACUGACUGGCAAGGCUAAUGACAUGGAGAGAGAUGCUGAAAUCCCCUCCACUGUCCUCACACAUGUGGAGCAGGUAACACCAGUAACACCCAUCACUCCGGUGGUGCCCGGGCCAGCUGUGCCUGGGCAAGUUGUGCCGAAUCCCAUAACCCCCGGAGCAAACCAGCACAACAGCAGGAACCAAAAUGGAGCAGGGAAUCGGCCAGAGACCAACGGGACAGUCCCAGGGAUACCUGCAAAUACUGGGAGACCUUUUAGUAUGUCUGGAUUGAGCUCACAGUCAGCAAGCACCGCAGCAUACCGUGCACCCCCGUACACCUACACAGGUCCGCUGAGAUUCCUGUGUGCCAGUGAUGCUCGAGCAGAUGUUUUUGUGGACGGCUUCAUGUUCUGGUUGGACACGGUAGAGAUGGUGAGGGUGGCAGGACAUCCCCUGGUCUACUACUCAGGCUGGGUGUUCCCAAUCUAUAUCUUCAGCUACCUGUCCUGUCUGCGUGUGGUUAUAAUGCCUCACAGUCCACUGCUUUCCUCGCUAGGAGUGGUGGUGCAGGACUUGCCCUUCUUUUUCAUACGUGUUGGCCUUGUUGCCUUCUUUGGCUUCGUCACGCCCAUCCUUUACCUGAUGAAGAAUCUGUUGGUUGUCCUCGCCUUUAUUUAUUUCAAUUUCAUGACUAAGCUGAGGGUCUUCAACACAGAGAGAAUGAUCCUUUGA